AUCUUAUUGGGAUACGGAUCAUGGCUAUGAGAGCGAGAGAGAGGAGGAAGAGGAGGGGGAGAUUUGAAGGGCUUAUGUGAACAUCGAUCGGCGCCUUCUCCUCUUGGGCAUCUCUUGUUGCCACUCUUGCUACCUCGUCGGCUUUGCUUUACUUGGAUUUUCGUCUUGGUGGUUUACAGUUCGGAUUUGGUGAAGGGAUAGGGCGAUAGUCAAGGGAGGUAGAGGGUUUGAUGGUGGUCGCGAGGAUGGGGGGAGAGAGGGGUGAGGAGAAGGGAGAACAGCGGUGGAGAGGCCGUAAGGAAGGGGGUAGCGGCGGUGAUGGUGAUGCCGGAGGCCACCAGUUCUUGGACCGGAGCAGGGUAAGGAUACUGCUGUGCGAAAACGAUCCCAAGAGCUCGCGGGAGGUUCUUCAGCUCCUCCUCAAGUGCUCCUACCGAGUAACCUCCGUGAGGUCUGCCAGACAGGUGAUCGAUGUGCUUAAUGCCCAAGGACCAGAAAUUGAUAUCAUUCUUGCGGAGAUCGAGCUUCCAAUGACCAAAGGACUAAAGAUGCUUAAGUAUAUCAUGAGGAACAAGGAUUUGAGGCACAUUCCUAUCAUAAUAAUGUCUGCUCAAGAUGAGGUGUCAGUUGUCGUGAAGUGUUUGCGACUUGGGGCAGCUGAUUAUCUUAUGAAGCCAUUGCGAACAAAUGAGUUGUUGAACCUUUGGACCCACAUGUGGAGAAGAAGAUGCAUGCUUGGCCUGAUGGAGAAGGAUGUCUUGAGCCAUAAUUUUGAGAUACAAUUUUCAAAUCCUAGUGAUGCCAACACGAAUAGUACAACUCUUAUCUCAGAUGACACAGAUGAUAAACCCAGUACAGUUCCAAAUUCAAAAUCGAACAAGUCCAAUUAUCCAGAAUGCGAGUCCCAUGUCUCUCCUGCGGUGCAUGCUUGCAGUAAUCCUUUACAUGGUGUACAACAUAUUCCAAGGGAUUGCGAUCAUGCAGGGGGAGUAAUUUCACUACCAAAGAAGACUGAAUUAAAGGUCGGUGAAUCUUCUGCCUUUUUGACAUUUGUUAAAUCCAGUAUGGCAAGCAGAACUCCUCGUAUUGGUGUUGACAUGAAUUCUACACCAUCAAAACCCUCAAAUUUUGAAGAAAGCUCUAUUGCAGUCAGGCAUGUAGAGAGAUAUGCUACUGGAAAUGGCAUCAUAACCAGUGGGCACAUAACAACGCCAGAGUAUCCCACAUUAUGUCUAUCUUCCAUUGAGCAGCCACCAACGAGGAAUGAAGUCCAGCCAGAUGUUUCUGGAGUUCCACUUGUCUUCUCUUUACCAUUUUAUUAUCCAGGUGUGAUGGAUCAGAACAUUAUACCUACACCUGGACAUUUGUUUCAGUGUAGCUUAAAUGAUUUGCAAGAGCACUCUUCACCAGCCUUGCUACCUCACUUUGUUCCUCAUAUUCCUCUGAUGCCAUCAUUCCCAUAUCAGACAUUUGGCAUAAAUUUGCAAUCAAGUCACAUUGCUGCAACAGCUGUCUCUUCAUCAAUGACUAGCUCUCCUAUGCUUGAAGUUAAAUCUGGUCGAAUAGAAAAAAGGGCAGCGGCACUCAUCAAGUUCAGGCAGAAAAGAAAGGAUCGAUGUUUUGAUAAGAAAAUUAGGUAUAUAAACCGAAAACACCUUGCAGAGAAACGACCAAGAGUUCGAGGGCAGUUUGUGAAGCAAGUGACCAAUGUGGAUCUAAACCAAAAUGUGCUUGGUGGCAGUAAUGGUGAUCUCAAGGAUGAUGAAGAUGAUGAACCUACAUUGAAGGAACUAGAACUUAUUUCUUCUCCGGAACAGAAUGCUCCUGACUGUUAAAUCAAAGCUGGCAAUUACAUCAUAGACUGCUGAUGCUUAAAAUGCAGAUGGAAGAUGUAAUGGUCCCAGGAUUUUCCACACUCGGUAUUGGCAGUACUUCCCAUUCAGGCUGCAUAUUGUUAAUGAAUUGUGUUGUUGCUGCUAAUAUGUUCAAGAAUUUUUCACAAAAGAUAUGUUCAAGCUGCUAGAACUUUUCUUCUCUGGAGCAGAAUGCUCCUGACUGUUAAAUCAAAGCUGGCAAUUACAUCGUAGACUUCUGAUGCUUAAAAUGCAGAUGGAAGAUGUAAUGGUGCCGGGAUUUUCCACACUCGGUAUUGGCAAUACUUCCCAUUCAGGCUGCA
This is a messenger RNA of Musa acuminata subsp. malaccensis (wild Malaysian banana), 2176 nucleotides long. RefSeq names its product two-component response regulator-like PRR1. Gene Ontology annotation, molecular function: protein binding. NCBI's taxonomy places the organism in Eukaryota, Viridiplantae, Streptophyta, Magnoliopsida, Zingiberales, Musaceae. The record is from RefSeq and is a predicted model, not a curated record. Gene Ontology annotation, biological process: cytokinin-activated signaling pathway; phosphorelay signal transduction system.